Manihot esculenta (cassava) is the source of this 1186-nucleotide messenger RNA. Its product is annotated as probable transcription factor At5g61620. Bases 136 to 1086 code for a protein of 316 amino acids. Gene Ontology annotation, molecular function: DNA binding; zinc ion binding. The transcript has 4 exons. The record is from RefSeq and is a predicted model, not a curated record. Lineage: Eukaryota; Viridiplantae; Streptophyta; Magnoliopsida; Malpighiales; Euphorbiaceae. Gene Ontology annotation, biological process: response to gibberellin; response to ethylene; response to auxin.
UAGCAGAGUAAACGAAGGUUCUAUAAAUAACAAGGAAGAUGAAGGAGAUUGUUUCUCCUUCACUGUCAAUUAAUAUCUCAAGUCCUUUCCCUUUUUUCUUUUACAGAGGAGUGAGAGUGAGAGUCCAUUAGAGAGAUGGUGAAGGAAGCUGCAAGAAAGUGUUCUCACUGUGGUCAGAAUGGCCACAACUCAAGAACUUGCAAUUGGAAGGGAGGCGUAAAGUUGUUUGGAGUUCAUAUUUCGGAGAAAAACGAAGAACCCAUGAAGAAAAGCGUUAGCUUAGGCAAUCUUCAGUAUUUACAAGACAAAAGUGUUCAUAAUCAUGUGGAGGAUUAUGGUUAUGUCUCUGAUGGAUUUAUAAGUUCCAAGAGAGGCAAAGCAGCGCAGGAAAGGAAAAAGGGGAAGCCCUGGACUGAGGAGGAACAUCAAUCCUUUUUAGCUGGCUUGACAAAGCUCGGGAAAGGUGAUUGGAGAGGCAUUUCAAAAGAGUUUGUGACCACUAGGACCCCAACCCAGGUUGCUAGUCAUGCUCAAAAGUAUUUUCUGAGGAAGGCUUCAACUGAUAAGAAGAAGCGUAGAUCACGUCUUUUUGAUAUGGCACUCAAAGAAUCUGUUCUAGCAUCCCAGGAGCUCCCAAAUUUGCUUUCAAGCAGUUCAACACAGGUAAGCCCACAGGCACUAGAACCGGCGGGUACAUCUUCAGCCUCGCCAAUGAAGAACAGUGACAUUCCAUCACAUGAAGGAUACCCUGGCAAUGUACAGAGCUUGAUGAGCACUAGAACCAUGCAAUUUACAGCUGCAUCUUACGUCCAGAUGAUGAAUUAUAAUAAUAAAAGGCUAGCCUACCCUUAUCUGUCAAAGACGCGGAGCCCUGGAAGCUUUGCUAAUUGCGCACCCCCUACUACCCACCCUUCAGGGAUACCAAUGCCAAGAUCAUUCGAGCUCAGCUUUACGCAGGAAGGCCCAUCAACUGAACAUGUUGACUCUCAGGAGCUGGACCUUAAAAUUGGACCACCUCCUCAACCCCCACAAGGAGCACGUAUCUCACCCAACCCCCUGGAAACCAAUCCCCUUAGUGUCAUAUGAGAAAUUUUAGUUUUUGUUUCAGAACUUAGAAUAUAUAUUCAGCACAUGCAUGCAUGGAGUUGUAUACUAUGCCAAAAACGCCGUCCAUGUGAUUACUACC